AUGAAAGGAGUAUCGCUACACAAUCUCCCAAUUAAAGACCUAAAUAAUCCUCUCCUUCUAGGGGAACUCCGGGACAUGUACAACCUGCUUACGGAAAACGGGGUUCUUCAUGGGGAUCCAAGGCUCCACAAGUUUCUACGUGUUUAUCAGAGGAUCGUUGCGAUCGACUUUGAGCUUUCCGAGCCUCUUACCAGUAAAAUAACUAAUGAGCAUGGAUUGGAGACGUUAAAGGAUGAUAUUAAGAGACAGGUAAGGGAGGCACAGGGAACUCGUAUCAGGCAGCAGCCUCCCUGCCGAACCUCGGCGCAACGUCGCGGCCCCCCUAAAACCAUGCCUCCCUCCGCUUAG
Messenger RNA from Podospora bellae-mahoneyi, 348 nucleotides. RefSeq lists its product as uncharacterized. NCBI's taxonomy places the organism in Eukaryota, Fungi, Ascomycota, Sordariomycetes, Sordariales, Podosporaceae. The coding region runs from base 1 to 348 and encodes 115 amino acids. The record is from RefSeq and is a predicted model, not a curated record. The transcript has a single exon.